Rhinichthys klamathensis goyatoka is the source of this 1063-nucleotide messenger RNA. RefSeq lists its product as uncharacterized. Lineage: Eukaryota; Metazoa; Chordata; Actinopteri; Cypriniformes; Leuciscidae. The coding region runs from base 56 to 1063 and encodes 335 amino acids. The transcript has 5 exons. The record is from RefSeq and is a predicted model, not a curated record.
GUACUAAAAUGUAUAAUUACACUGUAACAGGCACACAUUAAAUGGUAGUGACUUCAUGUCAUUGACAAUAAAUUGUUCUUUCUGUCCAGCUGAAGACUUUAGUCUUGUGAUUCCUAGUGCCACUGUGUCUGCUGACCCUGGAGCAGACGUCAUCUUACCUGUUCAUCUCUCACCUGAAACCAGUGUUGUGUCCAUGAACAUCAGCUGGUAUAGAGGGACAGAUCGCAUUUAUCAGUAUAUGAAUGGACUGGAGACAACAGACAGUGACUAUGUGAACAGAGUGAGUAUGUCCAUCCAGGAGCUGGAGAGAGGAAAUUUUUCUCUGACUUUGAGAAAUGUUCAACCUUCAGAUUCAGGAGGCUACAGAUGCAACGUCUAUCAUUAUGGAUGUAUGCAGACUGGAACAGUUCACCUACAAGUGAGAGAACUCCGGAAGAGUGAUGGUACAUUAGAGGUUCUUCAGGACAUGAUAAGAAAAUUACAAGAUGAUAUUCUGCAACAAAAAACAGACCUUCCAGAGAAAACACUAAAACUGCUCCAAGAAGCACUAAAAAAGGAUGACAAGGAUGAAAAGAGAAAGAAAAAGCCAUCUGUUGUGGGAGAAGAUAGCACAACAGAGACAGAGUUAAUGGAAGAUUUUACAUUAAGAAGUAGAGGUAGCUUGGAUGGACUUCCUCCACUCAUGGCAAGAGAGAGCGGCGAUCAAAACACAAGACCAACAAGAGAAGAGAAUACUGGCACUGAGCAAGAGUUUUUGGCCCCAGCUGUGUCAUCAUCACUGGUUUUGCAAACAGAACAUGCAUCAGUAUAUGCAAUAAUGCAAGAAAGGAGACAAGAGAGUGUUGCCACAGAGCAAGUGGGAUCCUCCUCAUCUAUGCAAUCACAGGUACAAGAAAGUGAAAGAACAUCACAAUCCGUCUCACCACUACCUGGAGAUAGAACAUCACAAUCAGUCUCAUCACUACCUGGAGAUACAACACAAACACCAGAGAGAUCUAUAGACAGAACGCAGAUGACUCAAAGGAGACGGCAACAGAAAGACAAUAAGUGCUCAGUUAUGUAG